AAAAGUGUUGGUUAGAUAUGUUGCAGAUGCGAGAAGCAUGGUACCACCAUAACCAUUAAGAUGUGGCACGUGCAAGCUCUGUCAGCUCCAACUACCACUUCCAUGUCACCAAUGGCAAAGCUCAUGCUCCACAAUAAACACAGAUCAACCCCUGGUCUUCGACUCAAAAGCCAGGAGAUGGAGAUGGAGAUGGAGAUGGAGAUGGAGAUCAACCUCCGUUCUCACUUCCUUCAACUUCUUUCUACUCGUCGUUCUCCUCAAGUUCCACUUGAGGCACAACCUGCAAAGCCUGUGCUGGAACCCUUAUAUCAGGGAACUCCACCACCAAAAUUUAGUCAGCCAAUGGAAUCUUGUCCAAAAGCAGACAUUCCCAACUUGAAGGAACUGCUUUAUGAAGAAAACUUGUACUUAACCACUGAGGAAGGAGAGCAAGGAAAAUUGCCUGUACUUAUCUUGAGUAUGAAAGAAAGCAGGCAUUCCAAAAGGCCAGCGGUUGUUUUUCUGCAUAGCACAAAUAAGURCAAAGAAUGGCUACGCCCGUUACUUGAGGCUUAUGCUUCAUUUGGAUAUAUUGCUGUUGCUGUUGAUUCUCGUUACCAUGGAGAACGUGCCAAAARCGUCACCACCUAUAAUGAUGCACUUGUUUCAUCAUGGAAAAGAGGUGAUACAAUGCCAUUCAUAUUUGACACGGUUUGGGACCUUGUAAAGUUAGCAGACUAUCUUACUGGAAGAGAUGAUAUAGACCAUUCCAGGAUAGGAAUUACUGGGGAAUCACUUGGAGGAAUGCAUGCAUGGUUUGCUGCUUUUGUUGACACACGUUAUUCAGUGGUUGUCCCCAUAAUUGGUGUUCAGGGAUUUCGUUGGGCCAUUGAUAAUGAUCAAUGGCAGGCUCGAGCUGACAGUAUCAAGUCUGUGUUUGAAGAAGCACGGCACGACUUAGGGAAGGACGCCAUUGACAAAGAAGUCGUGGAGAAGGUUUGGAACAGGAUAGCGCCUGGUUUAACAUCGGAGUUUGAUUCAGUUCAUACAGUUCCACUGAUUGCACCACGGCCUUUGUUGAUUUUGAACGGCGAAGAAGAUCCUCGUUGCCCGAUUGCAGGUCUGGAUGUUACUAUAUCAAGAACCUGCAAGGCUUUCCAAGAUGCCAAUUGUCCAGAUAGUUUCAAGGUGAUUGCAGAAGCAGGAAUUGGGCAUGAGAUGACGGGGUCAAUGGUUAAAGAAGCGAUGAAUUGGUUUGACAAGUUCUUCCAACCAUAGAAGAAAUUAAUUUGGACUUACGUAUUUUGAACAACAAAACUGCUAUGUAUAUUAUGUAUUAUGUAUUAUGUAUUAUGUAUUAUGUAUUAUGUAUGUAUAUUAUCAUUCAGUAGAAUUUUGAACUUGGUGGUCAAUGGUCAUGGUCAUGGUGGUGACUUGGGUUCAGAGUUGUUUCAAGUUUUAUUUUGCUAAUGAAGAUGCCAUUCAAUUCUCA
Molecule: messenger RNA, 1471 nt
Organism: Cynara cardunculus var. scolymus (artichoke)
Lineage: Eukaryota; Viridiplantae; Streptophyta; Magnoliopsida; Asterales; Asteraceae
Product: putative esterase YitV
Exons: 13
Coding region: 61-1257 (398 amino acids)
Biological process (GO): proteolysis
Molecular function (GO): serine-type peptidase activity
Source: RefSeq, a predicted model, not a curated record